This is a messenger RNA of Penicillium manginii, 1995 nucleotides long. RefSeq names its product S53 family peptidase. Gene Ontology annotation, molecular function: tripeptidyl-peptidase activity; serine-type endopeptidase activity. Gene Ontology annotation, biological process: proteolysis. NCBI's taxonomy places the organism in Eukaryota, Fungi, Ascomycota, Eurotiomycetes, Eurotiales, Aspergillaceae. The record is from RefSeq and is a predicted model, not a curated record. The transcript is spliced from 9 exons. Bases 1 to 1995 code for a protein of 664 amino acids.
AUGCUGCUCCAUCAGCUCUGUGCCGUUCUGGCCGCUGCAGCACUGUCUGGCGCUGCCCCAUCUUCUGUCAAACAUGUUUUGCAUGAAAAGAGAGAUAAAAGCGCAUUGGAUUGGGUGAAGGGUGAUCGGGUUGAAAGUAAUGCGAUAUUGCCCGUGCGCAUUGGGUUGACCCAGAAUAAUCUAGAAAAGGGAUAUGAUUAUUUGAUGGAUGUAUCGAAUCCUGACUCCUCUAAAUAUGGGAAUUAUUGGUCUGCCGACGAAGUGCAUGACAUGUUUGCGCCUUCUAGCCAGACAGUCGAAGAGGUCCGCGAAUGGCUCCACUCUGUUGGAAUUGAUCCGUCACGGGUUGUUCAUUCAGAUAACAAGGGUUGGAUCGCAUUUGAUGCUUAUGCUCAUGAGGCCGAGAGACUGUUUGUGACGGAGUUCUACGAGCACAAGCAUACUGCGAGCCAGAGCACGAAGAUUGGCUGCGACGAGUAUCAUGUCCCGGGCCAUAUUCAAGGACACAUUGACUACAUAACCCCUGGUGUCAAGUUGACUCCCGUAUUGAAGAAACACAAGAAAGUCAAACGAGCCUCUCACCUUGCCCACAGCGACCCGAUUCUGGAGGGGGUCUCGUUUGAAGAAGCGAAAUACUCGAUUCCUGCUAAAGCAUUGUCUCUUUCUGCAGAUCUCCAAGGAUGUGGAUAUAAUAUGACACCAACCUGUAUCAAGGCACUUUACGGAAUCCCAGAUGCUACCAAGGCUUCCAAGAAGAAUUCGCUAGGUCUUUACGAACAGGGAGACUAUUUUGCGAAAUCAGAUCUUGACUUGUUCUUCAAGGCCCACGCUCCCUGGGUCCCCCAGGGUACAUACCCCAUCCCUGCUUUGAUCGAUGGAGCCAAUUUCUCUGUGCCUUCCUACAGCUCUCUCAACACCGGGGAGUCCAACAUUGACAUUGACUUGGCUUAUUCAUUGAUCUAUCCUCAAUCUGUGACUCUUUAUCAGGUGGAUGAUCAACUUUAUGAGCCCGAGGAGGUUGCGACUACCAAUCUCUUCAACACCUUCCUUGAUGCUCUAGACGGGUCAUAUUCGCGUAUGGAGAGACUGGGAAUGACCCCAAAAAUUGACCCAGUCUAUCCCGACAAUCGAGAAGGAGGCUACAAAGGAAAACUCCAAUGCGGCGUCUACAAGCCAACCAACGUCAUUAGCGCCUCAUAUGGUCAAUCCGAAGCGGAUCUCCCUAUCAGCUACACCAAAAGGCAAUGUAACGAGUUCAUGAAACUCGGUCUCCAGGGCCACUCGAUUCUAUUCGCAUCUGGAGAUUACGGCGUCGCAUCAUUCGCAGGAGACGGCAGUGCCAACGGCUGUUUGGGACCCGAGCAAAAGAUUUUCAACCCACAAUACCCAUCCAACUGUCCCUAUGUUACAUCAGUCGGGGGAACCAUGAUAUACCCGGAUCAAACAGUCGACGACGCCGAGAGUGUAAUGCACGCCAAUCUCGGGGGCACAGCGACGAAUUUCAGUAGUUCGGGCGGUUUCUCGAAUUACUUCCCGCAGCCUCAUUACCAGAAGGCCACCGUGAAGAAAUACUUUGAAAAGGCCGAUCUGUCUUACCCAUACUACUCGGAAUUCAGCGUGGAUGUUAAUACGACCAAAGGUCUCUACAACAGGAUCGGGCGUGCCUACCCGGAUGUUUCCGCCAAUGGCGCUCGCUUCCCAGCCUAUACUGGUGGGAAGGCUCUUCAUUAUUAUGGGGCGAGCUUGGCUUCGCCAUUAUUUGCUUCGGUUUUGAAUUUGAUUAACGAGGAGCGUAUUGCGAAGGGCAAGGGCCCUGUUGGUUUCGUUAACCCUGUGCUUUAUGCCCACCCCGAGAUUCUUAAUGACAUUACCAAUGGAACAAAUGCCGGGUGUGAUACAAAUGGUUUCAGUGCCAUCGAGGGAUGGGACCCCGCCACCGGUCUGGGUACGCCCAACUACCCAAAGAUGAAGGAAUUCUUUUUGUCUCUGCCAUAA